AUGGAUGAACAAAGGAUAUUUCUCGAUAUUUCUAUCGAUGGAGAACCUAUUGGCCGAAUUGUCAUUCAACUGCACACAAGUUUAGCUCCAAAAACAUGUGAAAAUUUCCGUGCGUUAUGUACUGGUGAAAACGGCAAAACACCUGAUGGGAUGCAUAAGCUAUCCUAUAAAGGUUCAUCAUUUCACAGAAUUAUCAAAAAUUUCAUGAUUCAGGGUGGCGAUAUUACACACGGCGAUGGUCGAGGUGGGUACUCAAUUUAUGGCCGAUAUUUUGAUGAUGAAGAAUUCCUUGAAUCUCAUUCUAAACCUUAUAUGGUUUCUAUGGCAAACAAAGGAGCUAAUACGAAUUCUUCGCAGUUUUUUAUCACGACCACCGAGGCCAAACACUGUGACAAUAAACAUGUUGUUUUCGGAAGGGUUAGUAGCUCAAUCAAAUUGGAAUUUUGUUCCAAUCCGCAAUUCAAAAAUACUCGGGCCCAUUCUAAAAAUUCAUCUUAA
Messenger RNA from Caenorhabditis bovis, 498 nucleotides. Lineage: Eukaryota; Metazoa; Nematoda; Chromadorea; Rhabditida; Rhabditidae. The record is from the annotation of a GenBank genome assembly.